AUGGCCUCCGCGUCGCCUGUGCCUUCCUCCUACGGUAGCUCGCCAGUUGCCUCGCCGCAAAGGAUAUUCAAGAAGCUUCAGUACCAAAAGCUGUCGAAACAAACCAAGCAAGUGGUCUGCAGCGUGUACGGCCAAAAACCUGGCACAUUUUCCCCUUGCUUUCGCAGGGCUAUAUACUACCUUGACGAGACUUGGGUGAAUGCUGGGCACACCAAGAAAAAGGUGUGGGAGGACGCCACUGUGUCGUCACGUGAGGACGCCUUCUGCAAGGGUCUCACAACUGGGCUUCGCGCACCGAGCGGCAAAGGUGGUCGGCUCAUUGUGCUCCAUGAUGGAAGCGAAAACUGCUUCGUGGAUGGGGCAUCUCUCGUUUUGCGGGUGAAAAAGAGUGUUACCAGUGACUACCACAGUGACAUGGGUGGCCCACGCUUUGAGAGAUGGUUCGAAGAACAACUUUUACCAAACAUUGAGCCACGGAGCGUAAUUGUCAUGGACAAUGCCCCACACCAUAGUGUUCAGCUCGAAAAGUUGCCCUCGACGUCGUCGCGCAAGGCCGAGAUUCAGUCUUGGUUGACUCAAAAAAGCAUCCCGUGGUCUAAUGAACAGUUGAAGCCCGAGCUCAUUCAGCUGGUUAACCAAAACAAGCACCGUUUUUCUGGAUACCGGAUUGAUGCCCUGGCCAAGGUUGCUGGUCAUGACAUUGUUCGGCUUCCUCGACGCUUUUUUCAACGCUAUUGA
Messenger RNA from Rhipicephalus sanguineus (brown dog tick), 738 nucleotides. RefSeq lists its product as uncharacterized. Gene Ontology annotation, molecular function: nucleic acid binding. The coding region runs from base 1 to 738 and encodes 245 amino acids. The record is from RefSeq and is a predicted model, not a curated record. Lineage: Eukaryota; Metazoa; Arthropoda; Arachnida; Ixodida; Ixodidae. The transcript is spliced from 2 exons.